AUUUUCCUUUAAUCCCUUUUCCAUUUCAAGUCUACAUAUAUAUACCCCUUUUUCCAGACGGCUUGUUCUCGUGCAGCUCUGUAGCACCAGCAAUGCGCCUCCCCCAAUUCAAACCAAACAUCGCCGGCGCUGGCGCCGGAGCCGCCACGCCGCUGGACGCCCGCAUGGUGAAGACGGGGUUCGACCCGGCCACCUACCGCCUCAACCUCCUCCUCCACUCGCUCAUCUCCUCCGGCCGCCUCGCGCAGGCGCGCGCCCUGUUCGACCAAAUGCCUCACAGGAACAACGCCUUCUCCCUCAACCGCAUGCUCUCCGGCUACUCCAGGUCCGGCCAGCUCUCCGCCGCCCACCACCUCUUCCUCUCCUCCCCGCCCCACCUCCGCGACGCCGUCACCUGGACCGUCAUGAUCGGCGCCUUCGCCUCCGCCCCUGGUGCCCGCGCCUCCGACGCCGUCUCGCUCUUCCGCGACAUGCUCAGGGAGGGCGUCGCCCCGGACCGUGUCACCGUGGCCACCGUCCUCAACCUGCCUCCUGCGUCCGGGGGCACCGCCGCCGCCAUUAUCAUCGCGUCGCUCCAUCCUUUCGCUCUCAAGCUCGGCCUCCUCCACUCCAACGUCGUCGUCUGCAACACGCUGCUCGACGCCUACUGCAAGCAUGGCCUCCUCGCUGCUGCACGCAGGGUGUUCCAGGAAAUGCCGCACAGGGACUCCGUCACCUACAACGCCAUGAUGAUGGGUUGCUCCAAGGAAGGGUCGCAUGCCGAAGCGCUGGACCUGUUCGCCGCUAUGCGCCGCAAGGGCCUUGCCGCCACCCGGUUCACCUUCUCGACCGUGCUCACCGUGGCCACGGGCGUGGGUGAUCUCUGCCUUGGGCGCCAGGUCCAUGGUCUCGUGGCCAGAGCCACCAGCUCAAACGUGUUUGUCAACAACUCGUUGCUGGAUUUCUACUCCAAAUGUGACUGCCUCGAUGAGAUGAAGAAGCUGUUUCACGAGAUGAUAGAGCGUGACAAUGUCUCGUAUAAUGUCAUGAUCGCAGGCUAUGCUUGGAACCGGUGUGCCAGCAUUGUGCUGCGGCUGUUCAGGGAGAUGCAGUCGCUCAGCUUUGACAGGCAGGCCUUACCUUAUGCUAGCUUGCUAAGUGUUGCUGGCUCUGUGCCUCACAUUGGGAUUGGGAAGCAAAUACAUGCUCAGCUGGUCCUUCUUGGCCUUUCUUCAGAGGAUCUUGUGGGCAAUGCACUGAUUGACAUGUACUCGAAAUGUGGCAUGCUGGAUGCUGCAAAGACUAAUUUCAUCAACAAAAAUGACAAGACUGGCGUUUCAUGGACUGCGAUGAUAACAGGGUGUGUCCAGAAUGGGCAGCAGGAAGAAGCACUGCAGUUAUUCUGUGGCAUGAGAAGAGCUGGUCUGAGCCCAGACAGGGCGACAUUUUCAAGCACCAUUAAGGCUUCCUCGAACCUGGCGAUGAUUGGGUUGGGAAGGCAAUUGCAUUCUUACCUCAUAAGGUCAGGCCACAUGUCCAGCGUAUUCUCAGGAAGUGCCCUUCUUGACAUGUACACAAAGUGCGGCUGUUUGGAUGAGGCACUCCAAACAUUUGAUGAGAUGCCUGAGAGAAAUUCCAUCUCGUGGAAUGCUGUUAUUUCAGCCUACGCACACUAUGGGCAGGCAAAAAAUGCCAUCAAAAUGUUUGAAGGUAUGCUUUGUUAUGGGUUUAAACCAGAUUCAGUCACCUUCUUGAGUGUACUGUCAGCCUGCAGUCACAACGGUCUUGCAGAAGAAUGUAUGAAAUACUUUGAAUUGAUGGAAUACGAGUAUGGCAUAUCCCCCUGGAAGGAACACUAUUCUUGUGUUAUAGAUACAUUAGGUCGGGUGGGACGUUUUGAUAAAGUUCAGGAAAUGUUGGGCGAGAUGCCAUUUGAAGAUGAUCCAAUCAUUUGGAGCUCCAUUCUUCACUCGUGCAGGACCCAUGGAAACCAGGAUUUAGCUAGAGUGGCAGCUGAAAAAUUGUUCAGUAUGGGGUCCACGGAUGCUACACCAUAUGUUAUACUGUCCAACAUAUUUGCGAAAGCAGGUAAAUGGGAAGAUGCUGCAGGUGUGAAAAAGAUCAUGAGAGAUCGAGGACUUAGGAAAGAGACAGGUUACAGUUGGGUUGAAGUCAAACAUAAAGUAUACAGCUUUUCUUCGAACGACCAAACCAACCCAAUGAUAACUGAGAUUAAAGACGAGCUAGAGAGGUUGUACAAAGAGAUGGAUAAACAAGGAUAUAAGCCCGACACUAGCUGUACCUUGCAGCAAGUGGAUGAUGACAUAAAGUUGGAGUCACUGAAAUACCACAGUGAGAGACUGGCCAUUGCAUUUGCUCUGAUUAACACCCCACCUGGAACGCCAAUUAGAGUUAUGAAGAAUCUAUCUGCCUGCGUGGACUGCCAUUCUGCCAUAAAGAUGAUGUCGAAGAUUGUGAACAGAGACAUCAUCGUAAGAGAUUCAAGCAGGUUCCACCAUUUCAAGGAUGGAUUUUGUUCUUGUGGAGACUAUUGGUAGUAGGCUUCCUUGCGCAGUGAAGGAUGCACACUGAACAUGCCGACAGACCACUAAAAUUUUUCAGGCUACAUCUAUGAGAGUUGAAGACAUCGAUCCUGUGAUGCUUAUUACAGAAACUUGAAAUAUGGUCACUGUGGCAUGUGGUUCAGAUGUGAUUAGCCUAUUUGAGGAGAAUGGUGCAAAUAAUGCUGUUCAGAUGAUUUCACCUUAAUUCACCAUGGAGGUAUAGCAGGUAAAGUCAUUUACGGGUACUAACUGUUAAGUAUAUUUUAGGGAUUCUAUUUUCUGUGUAUCAAAGAAGCGAUAUUUUCCAGGCAUCAGUCAACAGUAGGCAUUGUUGGUCCAGUAAAGCCGUUGCGCUUCAACAUAAGACUGUUAUUGGUGAACUUCCGAGGGUCCAGCAGCAUCCUGUGAAUAUUGUCUAUGAGUUAUGUUAGUUUGUCCAUUACCUGAAACAGGUGGAAAAUGACUGGUUCUUUCGACAUGUUACAUUUGGUAGGAUGAAGCUGUG
Messenger RNA from Brachypodium distachyon (stiff brome), 3048 nucleotides. RefSeq names its product putative pentatricopeptide repeat-containing protein At2g01510. Lineage: Eukaryota; Viridiplantae; Streptophyta; Magnoliopsida; Poales; Poaceae. The transcript is spliced from 2 exons. The record is from RefSeq and is a predicted model, not a curated record. Gene Ontology annotation, biological process: RNA modification. Gene Ontology annotation, molecular function: RNA binding; zinc ion binding; protein binding. The coding region runs from base 93 to 2537 and encodes 814 amino acids.